Molecule: messenger RNA, 861 nt
Organism: Zasmidium cellare ATCC 36951
Lineage: Eukaryota; Fungi; Ascomycota; Dothideomycetes; Mycosphaerellales; Mycosphaerellaceae
Exons: 3
Coding region: 1-861 (286 amino acids)
Source: RefSeq, a predicted model, not a curated record
AUGGGCAGACAAUACACUCCAGACCUUGAGGCACAGCUCGCCAUGAGGCUGAUGGGAUUUGACUCGAGCAUCGGCACUGAUCACUUCAAUGACGCGCUCCCCACUAUCCCCAACACUCCCAUGGGAGAGACCCUCGACUCCGAAGAGAGAAUGUUCUCCAUCGGCAGCGCUAGACAUCAAGGCUCAGACACCGGACUUAGAAACACUGGACCCUAUUAUCACGUACUUGAAGAAGUCCAAAGAGUUCAAGGAGCAGACCUCAGUACACGUCACGCUGGGUCAUCAGCCUCGAGAUCCGGGUCUGUAAUCAGCGCGUAUAUCUAUCCCUGGGCAUUGGAAAGGAAUGCCUCACAAACACCGACAUUGGCCAGUGGAAGUAGCCGAUCCGACUCUGGCGGCUCCGAUGAGUCAACACCAGUUGGCACGCCGCGUUCUCCUGAGCACUAUCGGCUUCCAAACAAUCUAGAUUGCGUCCAUGAAGGAUCGGACACUCCCACGCCACCGCGAAAGCCGGUUGCGAAAGUCAAGGAAGGUCGACCCCAACGAGCGUCCGAACUCCAGCGCGACCGCUUGACAUGUUAUUGUGACUACGGCUGCGAAAAGGUCGCCGAGGACGGCACCCGCCAAAAAUUAUCAUUCACUCGAGGCUCCGACUGGACCCGCCAUUACGACUCCAAGCACAAUCCUGAUGCAGAGAUAUUCCACUGUCCAGAAUGCACGUACAAGAAGACUCGACUGGAUAAAGUCAGGAAGCAUUGGAGGGCGAAGCAUGCAGGAGAGGGCAAGGUCUUCAAGGCGACGAAGACUCAGCGUGUCGUGCCGGAUCGGUUGCGGGGCAGAAUUCAUGGGACAUGGGGUUGA